Trichoplax adhaerens is the source of this 572-nucleotide messenger RNA. RefSeq lists its product as uncharacterized. NCBI's taxonomy places the organism in Eukaryota, Metazoa, Placozoa, Uniplacotomia, Trichoplacea, Trichoplacidae. The transcript has 5 exons. Bases 1 to 420 code for a protein of 139 amino acids. The record is from RefSeq and is a predicted model, not a curated record.
AUGAACAUCAAGUUACUUUUGAUCGCUUCUGUGUUUUUACUGGUUACUAUUACCAAAGCCGAUGAAGAAAUACCGUCGGAUAUUGAAGAGAUUACCGAGGAACUAAAGGACAAUCUACCAGAAGAAGGUGAAGAGCUUUCGGUAGAUAAUCGCGACGAACUAGAUAUACCAAAUGAAGAGGUAGAAAUAGCACUUAAAGGAAAGAAAUGGUGGGGUCGUCGCCGACGACGAUUUAGCUACUAUACUAAGAGUGAUCAAGAACCUGAACAGCAAAAGAAAUGGUGGGGUCGUCGCCGUCGACGAUUUAGUUACUAUGUAAAGAAUGGUCAAGGACCUGAACAGCAAAAGAAAUGGUGGGGUCGUCGCCGACGACGAUUUAACUAUUAUGGUAAGAAUGGCGAAAAUCCUGAGCAGCAAUAGGGUAACGCUCUCAGUGCUGAUAAUGGACCUUUUCUAUAAAUCCUGUACUGUAAUUCGGAGAAUUGGCUACUUGCUUGAUUUUUCCACUUUCUAUAUUAUUUCCUAUCUCUAUAAGUGACUUCAUUAACGCGUAUACUGUAAGCAUAUCUUGG